UCAGAAAAAUGAGAAAUUAUAUCCCAUCUGACAUGUAUGGUAUGUCAAGAUCAGCGUACUGUCUUGUAACUAAAACAAAUACAUAAAUAAAUAAAAAAGAAAAAAAGAAGUGAAAACCUUUUAUAGAUCUCUUUAUAGAUUGAGUAGGAUAAUAAUGAUGAAAUAAAAACAAAAUAAGUGCAGCAUGACUCCAUUUCAGUUUAUAUGGACUGAGUGCGUAGCUUCUGAGUAAGAAAACAUUGCAUAAUAUUUUAUAGUUUUCUAAAUGUGUAAAAUGGCUUUAAUUUAGUAUUUUGUAAAGAUCUGCAGGCAUUUGUUUCCCUAUAUUCUGUGUAUUUGUAUUUAAUAUUACACACUUGGUUUUUGUGAAAAUGUUCCUGCAUUAACUCUAUACCAUAAAGUUUCACUAUUCUGUGGCCAAAAUUUGCCUAGUGAACUUGUGAAGGAAUUCCCUUUGGACUAGGUCCAUUAUACAUAGUAUCCAGGACUAAUGUUAGUGCCUAAAUUGCAGUGUUUCCCAUGGGGCUAUCUGCUUCCCUCAGAAUCGGCCCAUUGCUACUAGAAAAUCACUAUCAACUGUGAUUCUCAUCAAAGAUGUCAGUGGUAUGUUGGAAUUCAUUUUCUGUGUAUAUUUUAGUGCUAUAAAUUGCCAUUCCAAAUUAGACUUGCUUUUAGUAUAUCAUUUUACACCGUUGAUCUAUUAUUUAUUACUUGAGCACAUGAAGACUGGCAAUGUUGUGAGGUGUACACGGGUAAACUACUUGGUGAAAGCAUGCUUUGUAUUUUUAACAUGUAUAAUUGUAUUAAGAUCAAGCAAGCUUAGUUUUGUGCCUGGUUUUCUUGUUUGAAAAUGGAUUUUGUUACCUGGGGGUUGCAGUUGAUGACAUUUUGAUAUUAAUAUGUUUGCUGCUGCUACAAAGAGCUUUGUCAAGCAAGUUGGAGAUGGAGGGAGAUUAGUUCCAGUUCCAAGCCUCAGUGAAGCUGACAAAUACCAACCUCUCAGUCUGGUGGUAAAAAAGAAGCGAUGCUUUCUGUUUCCUAGAUAUAAAUUUACCUCAACACCUUUUACACUGAAAGAUAUUCUCCUAGGAGACAGAGAAAUUUCAGCUGGUAAGUGUAAAUGUUUGGGAGUGACUACUCAUGGAACUGUUAUUAGUAACCUAAACAGAGGUCCUAUGUACUAUUUAUACUAGUAAUACAUAUUUUCAAUGAAAAAAAGCAACUAUUAUAAUGAAAGUAAUGAUAUUUUUGAGAUGAACAAUGUCUAAAGUUUAUAUAAUAUCAAAUCUCUUAUUGAAUACUUUUAAAGUCUAUUAAUUAUUUUAUAAGUUGUUUUAAUCAAAAUCAACUUAGAAAAAGACAUAGUAUUUUUUCCUCUGUAAAUUAGUGUAUUAUUUGAUCUUAUCUCUUACAUAAUCAAAUGAGAUAAAAAUAAUUUGAAUUUUGUUUACAAUUCAGUUAUUACACUUGGUAAACUGAAAUGUCUUGAUUAAAAAGUUAAUUGACAUUUUGAUAAGUUACUGCUUCUAAACACCUGUUUAUAUUUCAAUACCCUAGUACAUCUUGAUAUUUAAGAAAUUUUGUUGACUGAACAGAUAAUUUGAUUUCAUUUGAAAUAUUUGGCUAUUUGUUUUUUGUUAUUGUAAAAUUGAACAGCUAUUUUAAUUUUGGCCUGAAAUGUUGCUUUUUUUAAUGAGAUUGGAUCUUGAAUUGCAAAUUAACAUGUUACUUUAUAUAAUCUAUAUAAGCUGAAUUGGAGACAUUUAAAAAUACUAGUUUCUUUUCAUAAAGGUAUUUCAUCUUAUCAAUUACUGAAUUAUGAAGAUGAAUCAGAUGUUUCACUUUAUGGAAGGCGAGGCAACCAUAUUGUAAAUGACGUUGGGAUUAAUGUUACUGGAUCAGAUUCCAUUGCAGUAAAAGCUUCAUUUGGUGUAGUAACCAAACAUGAAGUGGAAGUAUCAACAUUACUCAAAGAAAUUACUACACGGAAAAUUAACUUCGAUCACAGCUUGAUACGUCAGUCACGGAGCAGCAGAAAGGCUGUGCUUUGCGUGGUCAUGGAAAGCAUUCGAACCACACGACAGUGCUCCCUGUCUGUUCAUGCAGGCAUUCGAGGAGAAGCCAUGCGGUUUCAUUUUAUGGAUGAACAGAAUCCCAAGGGAAGGGACAAAGCUAUUGUUUUUCCAGCACAUACAACCAUAGCGUUCAGUGUUUUUGAACUCUUCAUUUACUUGGAUGGUGCCUUUGACCUUUGUGUCACUUCAGUGUCAAAAGGAGGAUUUGAAAGGGAAGAAACAGCAACGUUUGCACUGCUCUACAGACUGAGAAAUAUACUAUUUGAAAGAAAUAGAAGAGUGAUGGAUGCCAUUUCUCGUUCACAGCUUUACUUGGAUGAUCUGUUUUCUGACUACUAUGACAAACCUUUCAGCAUGACUGAUGUUUCACUCAAGGAAGGGACUCAUAUCCGAGUUAACUUACUUAAUCACAACAUUCCUAAAGGGCCUUGCAUACUCUGUGGAAUGGGGAACUUCAAAAGGGAGACAGUCUAUGGUUGCUUUCAGUGUUCUGUAGAUGGACAGAAGUAUGUGAGACUUCACGCAGUCCCUUGUUUUGAUAUUUGGCACAAGAGAAUGAAAUAAAAAGAAAAAACCAGAAUAUGCCUCAUUGGUGUCUUAAGUGCAAUUGUGCCAUAAGCCUUCUCUAGUUUGCUUUGAUGGUAAGUUAAACCGAGAGAAGAGCUGGAAAACCUAUGUGGAUGUCACUUUCCUAACACAUAAAGUGGAUACCAUUUAUAACUUGUCAUGAUUAACAACAUUGUGUAUGUAAAAAAAUUCAAACCUAAAAUUCAGAAGAUAGUCAUUCCUUCAUAAUUUUGCCAGUUAAUUUAGAAUCAUUUUUGGGAUUUAGUCUAUGAUAAUAUUUUAUAUAAUUAAGAGAUUUUUCUAAAUAUCAAUUUUAUUUUCAGUCAAAUUUUAAUUCAACAUUUAAGGAUGACAAGAAUGCACCUAUGGCUACUUUAUGGUCCUUUAGUGCUCUAGGUCUGGUAAAAGGAGAAAAAUGUGUUAAUAAUUUAAUAUAAUUCUAAAUGUUUAAUUGCAGUAUCAAAUUAAAAACACUGAGCUCCGCAUGGGGUUUUGUGUACUUGGUUAACAGUGUGACUGAAAGUAGUAAUAGGUUGCCAUUCUGUGACGUACAUAUGCUAAUUUUGUCUUCAUAAAACUUGCUUAAUUUUUUUUGGCUUCAUAAACUCCUUUUAAUCUUUUUAAAAAAUCUUUUGUGGUUCUUGGGAUUAAACCACUGAACUAUGCCUAUUUUUUUAUUUUGAGAAAGGUUUUCCCUAAAUUGUCCAGGCUGGCCUUCAACUUGUGAUCCUUCUCCCUUAGCCUCCCCUAAGUAGCUGGCAUUACAGGUCUGUGGCACAAUACCUGGUUUCUAUUGUUAUUUUAAAAGUUAAGGCAAAUAGAACAUGUCUGUUUCUUCUUUGAAAAUGUUUCAGACAUUUAAUAUGUUUAGUUCUGAAAGGUCUUUUUGUUGUUGUUGAUUGCUUAGUCUGGCCUCGUGGGCUCAAGAUGAUCCUCUUGCCUUAGCCUCCCGAGAGCUUGGAUUACAGGCACAUGCCACCAUUCCUGGUUUACUUCCCUUUUCUGAGGGAAAUAAAAUGAUCAAAGAGUUAUAAUUAAGCAAGCCAAAAAGUGUUAGAAAAUUGAGUAUAGAAGCAAAAACAUACCAGAAAGAAUGAAGAUAGUAAAGUAUCUACGCAUACAUGAUAUUAAUGUGGUGGUUUCUGUAUUACCCCUGGACUUUUAAAUAGAAUCUCUGGCAUUGUAUCUAAUUAAAUUAAAAGGUAAGCAAUGGUUUAGAAAGAGCAAAUUUCAGAAAAUAGAAAAAGGUUCAAACUCACUUAUUUUGAGCAGAGCUAUGCACUGCCUGACCAUACUUCUCCAUAUAUGUAUGUUAUGUAGUAUGCAAAAUUUUACAUGCUUUAAUAAAUAUGUGCCCUUUCUUUGG
Ictidomys tridecemlineatus (thirteen-lined ground squirrel) is the source of this 4008-nucleotide messenger RNA. The record is from RefSeq and is a predicted model, not a curated record. NCBI's taxonomy places the organism in Eukaryota, Metazoa, Chordata, Mammalia, Rodentia, Sciuridae.